CGCGCGGCGGCCAGAGGGCUCCGGGCGGCUGGAGCAACGUGGGCAGCGCGCAGACCCAGACGCGCGGCGCGGAGCAGGAGGAGCGGCGGGGCGCCCCGGCGGCAGGCGGGUACAAAAAUAUACAAAACUUCAGCCCCAAAUCACAUAGAGCAAACAUGAAUGACGUUUCACAAAAGGCAGAGAUUCUGCUUUCUUCAUCUAAACCUGUCCUCAAAUCCUAUGUGCCAAAACUUGGCAAGGGUGAUGUAAAGGAUAAGUUUGAAGCCAUGCAGAGGGCCAGGGAAGAAAGAAACCAAAGGCGGUCUAGAGACGAAAAGCAAAGAAGAAAAGAGCAGUAUAUUAGAGAGAGAGAAUGGAACAGGAGAAAGCAGGAGAUUAAAGAAAUGCUUGCUUCUGAUGAUGAGGAAGAGAUCUCUCCUAAAGUAGAAAAGGCUUAUGUCCCAAAGCUAACAGGUACGGUUAAAGGUAAAUUUGAUGAAAUGGAGAAACACAGACAGGAGGAACAAAGGAAGAGAACAGAAGAGGAAAGAAAACGCAGAACUGAGCAGGACCUGUUAGAAAAGAGGAAAAUACAACGUGAAUUAGCUAAAAGAGCUGAGCAGAUUGAGGACAUAAACAAUUCGGGAACCGAAUCCGCAUCAGAGGAAGGAGAUGACUCACUACUUAUAACAGUGGUACCUGCCAAAUCAUUCAAGAUAUCUGGAAAAAUAAAGAAUCCUGAGGACCCAGACAAAGAACAAAGGAACGAAGGGCUUAAUCAUGAAGGAGAUAAAACAGGAUAUGAAGAGUGCCGAUCUCUCAAAGAAGCCAAGUGUCUUUCAUUCGUCAUGGAUGAUGAAACAGAGGCCAAAAAAGAAUCACAUUUUCCUGGAAAACUGAAAUCAACUUUUGAAGAACUGGAGCGACAAAGACAAGAAACUCGCAAGAAGCAAGCUGAAGAGGAAGCUAGACGGCGCCUAGAAGAAGAGAGGCGUGCCUUUGAGGAAGCCAGGAGGCACAUGGUAAAUGAAGAGGAUGAAAGCCAAGAUACAGAAACAGUUUUUAAAGAGUACCGCCCUGGAAAACUCAAACUCAGUUUUGAGGAAAUAGAAAGGCAAAGGAGGCAAGAUGAAAAAAGAAAAGCAGAGGAGGAGGCCCGAAGGAGAAUAGAGGAAGAGAAGGCAGCAUUUGCUGAAGCACGGAGAAGCCUGGUAUUAGAUGAUAGUUGCCCAGAGAUGUACAAAACAGUCUUUCAAGAAACUCUAAUGCCUGGAAAACUGGAAAUUAAUUUUGAAGAGCUAUUAAAACAAAAAAUGGAAGAAGAAAGACGACGAACAGAGGAAGAACGAAGGCAUAAACUAGAAAUGGAGAAACAGGAAUUUGAGCAACUGAGACAAGAAAUGGGAAAGGAAGAAGAAGAAAGCGAAACUUUUGGAUUGAGUAGAGAAUAUGAAGAAUUAAUCAAAUUAAGAAGAAGUGGCUCUAUUCAAGCUAAAAAUCUAAAAAGCAAGUUUGAAAAAAUUGGACAGUUGUCUGAAAAAGAAAUACAGAAAAAGAUAGAAGAAGAGCGAGCAAAAAGGAGAGCAAUUGACCUUGAAAUUAAAGAACGAGAAGCAGAAAACUUCCAUGAGGAAGAUGAUGUUGAUGUAAAGCCUGCAAAAAAAAGCGAAUCUCCCUUUACUCACAAAGUGAACAUGAAAGCCAGAUUUGAACAAAUGGCUAAAGCAAGAGAAGAAGAAGAACAAAGGAGAAUUGAAGAGCAAAAGUUACUACGGAUGCAGUUUGAACAGAAAGAAAUUGAUGCAGCAUUACAGAAGAAAAGAGAAGACGAGGAGGAAGAUGAUGGUAGCAUCGUUAAUGGAUCCACUACUGAAGAUGAAGAGCAAACCAGAUCAGGAGCGCCAUGGUUCAAAAAGCCUCUAAGAAACACCUCAGUUGUAGACAGUGAGCCAGUCAGAUUUACUGUUAAAGUAACAGGGGAGCCCAAGCCAGAAAUUACAUGGUGGUUUGAAGGAGAAAUACUGCAGGACGGAGAAGACUAUCAAUACAUUGAAAGAGGUGAAACUUACUGCCUCUAUUUACCAGAAACGUUCCCAGAAGAUGGAGGAGAAUAUAUGUGUAAAGCAGUCAACAACAAAGGCUCUGCAGCAAGUACCUGUAUUCUUACCAUUGAAAGUAAGAAUUAA
This is a messenger RNA of Acomys russatus (golden spiny mouse), 2165 nucleotides long. It is a transcript of the gene Nexn, whose product is annotated as nexilin F-actin binding protein. The record is from RefSeq and is a predicted model, not a curated record. The transcript has 13 exons. Lineage: Eukaryota; Metazoa; Chordata; Mammalia; Rodentia; Muridae. The coding region runs from base 156 to 2165 and encodes 669 amino acids. Gene Ontology annotation, biological process: mitochondrial fusion.